GUCCCGACGCCGCGCUGAGCCCCGCCGGGGGGAGGAGAUGCGCUGAGCCCCGCGGGCCCCCCGCCAUGGAGGAGGACGGGGGGGGGCUGCCGGUGGCCGCCUGGCUGGCGGCCCUGCACCUGGAGCAGUACGCCGACGCCUUCGAGCGCAGCGCGCUGCGCACCGUCCGGGACUGCCGCGCGCUGACGGACGAGGGGCUCACCCGCCUGGGCGUGCUGCUGCCCGGCCACCGCAAGCGCAUCCUGCUGGGGGUCCAAAAAGCUUCGCCGAGCCCCCCCCCGAGGAAGCCGGUGCCCAUGAAGCGCCACGUCUUCCGCCAAGGGGCUGGCACCGCCGUGCCGACGGAGCCCCCCCGGUCGCCGCCGCCGGAGCCCGAGGGGGCUGCGAGCGUCGCCCUGCUGCCGCCCCCCAUCCCGCCCAGGGUGGGCUGCCGGCCCCCCGUUAAGUUCUCGCCGGCUGCCAGCAGCCCCGAGCCGCCCCCCCCCUGCAGUCCGGCCCCGGAGCUGCCCCCCCUGCCAGCCCCCAAAGCCGAGAGCCGGGCGAGACCCCCGCUGCCUCCUCUGCCGGCCAAGCGUCACCAGGUGGAAGGCAAAUGCCAGUCCCUGAAGACCCCCCCGGCCCCCAGCCGCCCGCCCGCGCUGCCCCCCAGGGCCGGGUCCCAGCACGAGGCCAGCAGGGUUCCUGCCAAGGAGGAGGUCCCCGUCCCCGUCCCCGACAGGGAACCCCUCGUCCCUCCGUCCCCGCCGGCCCUGCUGCCCCGUGCCAAGCCGCAGCCGGCCCCGCAGCCCCAGGCGCCCUCCAAGCCCUCCUGUCCCUUCGUGCCCGAGUUCGAUGACUCUGACUACGAGGACUCCGCCUGGGAGGAGGAAUUAGCCAGCCCCGCGGGGCAGAUGGCCGACAAGGAGGACGCUGAGGCUGUGCCGGGUCGGCCGCGCUCCCUGCGCUUCAACAGCCUCUUCAGCGAGGACGAGCUCAUCGAGGACUGCUACGAUGCUCCCCCGGCCAACGCAGGCAGAGGCUGGAGCGACGACGGCCCCAGCCCCGGCGCGCUCGGCGACGGCAUGGAGAGCUCGGCCGCCGCGCAGCUCUCGCCCACCAUCCGAGCGGGGUGGCUGGACAAGAACCCGCCGCAGGGGUCCUACAUCUACCAGAAGCGCUGGGUGAAGCUGGACGCCGACUACCUCCGCUAUUUCGACAGCGAGAAGGACGCCUACUCCAAGCGCUUCAUCCCCGUCUCCUCCAUCUCGCGCGUAGCCAGCGUCGGGGACCAGAAAUUCGAGGUGGUCACCAACAACCGCAACUUCGUGUUCCGGGCUGAGAGCGAUGCCGACCGCAACGAGUGGAUCCAGACCCUGCAGCAGGUGGCGGAGGAGCGCAAGGGCAAAGCUCCCGAGAGGACGCCGGUGGUCCCGACCGCCCCCGACACCACGGAGCCCGCGGACAAGAGCGGCUUCCUGGAGCUGCGGGGGUUCAAGCACAAGCUGUUCGUGGCCGUGGCCGGGGACAAAGUUUUCCUCUACAAGAACUCGGAGGACUAUCGGCAGGGCAUCGGCAUCACCUACAUCGAGAUGAACGUGGGGAACGUCAAGGAGGUGGACCGCAGGGGCUUCGACCUGACGACGCCCUACAGGAUCUUCAGCUUCUCGGCCGAGUCGGACCAGGAGAAGGAGGAGUGGGUGGAGGCCAUGCGGCACGCCAUCGCCGAGGCCCUCUCCAACUCGGAGGUGGCGGAGAGGAUCUGGGCGCUGGAGCCCAACCGCUUCUGCGCCGACUGCGGCUCGCCCCAGCCCGACUGGGCGUCCGUCAACCUCUGCGUCGUCAUCUGCAAGAGAUGCGCAGGGGAGCACCGGGGCCUGGGGCCCGGCAUCACCAAAGUCCGAAGCCUGAAGAUGGACAGGAAGGUGUGGACGGAGGAGCUGAUCGAGCUCUUCCAGCACAUCGGCAACGCCGUGGCCAACCAGUUCUGGGCCGCCAACGUGCCCCCCAGCGAGGCCAUCGGCCCCGGCAGCAGCAGCCAGGAGCGGCGGCGCUUCCUCGUCGCCAAGUACCGCGAGGGCAAGUACCGCCGCUACCACCCGCUCUUCGGCAACCAGGAGGAGCUCGACAGGGCCCUGUGCGCGGCCGUCACCACCAGCGACCUGGCCGAGACGCAGGCCCUGGUCUUCUGCGGGGCGGCGGUGACGUGCGCCACCGGGGACCCCCAGUGCCCGACCCCCCUGGCGCUGGCCGAGAAGAGCGGGCAGAGGCUGCAGAUGGAGUUCCUGCUGCACAACAAGACCUCGGAGACGCCGCGCCUGGAGGUGGUGGGCGGCGAGGAGAAGCACUACUCGGUGCUGCUGCCCUGCGUCACGCACAACGGCUUCCUCUACAAGACCCCCUCCAUGGCCAAGCCCGUCAGCGAGAGGAAGGGCCAGGAAGAGUUCAGCCGGCGGUGGUGCACGCUGCAGGACGGCGUCCUCAGCUACUACGAGAACGACCGCAACGCCGUGCCCAACGGCGAGAUCAAGGCGGAGGACAUCGUGUGCCUGGUGAACAACCCGCCCCACACCCACGGGAUCGAGAGCACGUUCGAGGUGUACAUCGAGUCGGAGAGGCUCUACCUGUUCGGGCUGGACUGCCCCGAGGCCGCUCGGGAAUGGCUCAAGUCCAUCGCCAAGUCCUUCGUCCCCCCCCACGCGGAGGAGCUGCUGAGCCACGACUUCGAGAGGAUCGGCCGCCUGCUCUACAAGGGGGGCCUCAACCUGGAGCGUGCCAAGGAGGGCUGGUUCGCCCUGGCCGGCUCCACGCUCCACGUCUGCUUCGAGGACAGCGAGCGCCACGAGGCUCUCCAGCUGCGCAAGCUGCAGGAGCUCUCCAUCCAGGGAGACAACGAGGUGCUGGUGCUGGUGGAGAGGCGGAGGACGCUGUACAUCCAGGGCGAGAGGAGGCUGGAUUUCCUGGGCUGGGUGCACGCCAUCCAGAAGGCUGCGGGCAGCUCGGGGGACACCCUGUCGGAGCAGCAGCUGACCGAGGGGGACGUCCCCAUGCUGGUGGACCGCUGCAUCGACUACAUCACGCAGUGCGGGCUGACGUCCGAGGGGAUUUACCGCAAGAGCGGGCAGAACUCGAAGACCACCAGCCUGCUGGAGAUGCUGCGCCGCGACGCCCGCAGCGUGCGCCUGAAGGAGGGCGAGCACCACGUGGACGACGUCGCCAACACCCUCAAGCGCUUCUUCCGCGACCUGGGCGACGGGCUCUUCACCCGGCGCUGGAGCCAGGACUGGCUGCGGGCCACGGCGCUGGAGGAUGAGGAGGCGAAGAUCGGGGAGUACCGGCGGCUCCUGGACACCCUCCCCACGGUGAACAGGGCCACGCUGAAGGCGCUCAUCAACCACCUCUUUCGGUACGGCAUGGGUCCCCAAAGCCCCGUGGGGCAUCACCCCAUCUGCUGGGGGGCCCCGGGGGGGGGGCGUGGGGUGCCGGAGAGCCCUCAUCCCUCCUCCGGCUCCCCAGGGACCCCUGUGCGUGUCCCCAAGCCCUGCGUGUCCCUGACAGAGCGGCCCUUGCACUACUCCGAGAAAGUGCUGCCCAUCCUGCACUGCCUGGGCACCGACAGCUACCUGGUGGUGAAGAAGCAGCUCUCCAUGGAGAACAUGCUCAUCUACCUCGCCAGCAGAGUGGGCGACUGCAAGCACGGCAUGAUGAAGUUUCGGGAGGAGAGGAACCUGCUGGGGCUCGGCCUCAGCACCGGCUUCCACGACCGCUACUUCAUCCUCAACCACACCUGCCUGCGGCUCUACAAGGAAGUGCGGAGCCUGAAGCAGCGGACCCCCGUGUUGGAGAACAGCCACAAGCCGGAGAAGGAGUGGCCCAUCAGGAACCUGCGGGUCUACCUGGGCAUCAAGAAGAAGCUUCGCCCCCCAACGUGCUGGGGCUUUACGGUCUUCUACGAGAACGAGAAGCACGAGAAGCAGCAAUGGUACCUGUGCUGUGACACCCAGGCCGACCUCCGGGAGUGGUUCGCCACCUUCCUCCACGUGCAGCACGGCGGUGCCCUGUGGCCCUCGGAGACCUGCAAGGUGCGGGCGUCGCGGCCGCAGCAGGACGCCAGGUUGGGUAACAUCUCCCUCAUCCCGCUGCGCGGCAAUGAGAGCGAGAUGAGGAACAGCGUGGCUGCUUUCGCUACCGACCCGCUGACCCUCCUCCGAAACGUCUGAGCUGGAGGCCUGACACGGCAGGUUCAUCUGCGAGCGGGGAAGCCCUCGGGGAGCCGGCGCCACGGCGGUGACCUGCGGGCAGCCGGGAGGGGACACGGCGGCAGCGGGGGCAGUGGCCACGGACCCCCGGGGGGGGAACCAGGCUGGGCCACCCCCACCCCGGCUGCUGCUGCUGCUCCGAGCCCCGGGCAGGGAAGCAGCGCCCGGCCGGGCACCCACAGUAGGGGGCUCGUCCUUCCCCUCCUCCUCCCCCCUCUGUUUUUACAUCCCUCCUAUAAAAGGAUGCGCGGAGCCCCGGCCCCGCAGCUCCCCAUCGCUCCUGGAGAGCCGGUGGCCCAGCCCCGGGGUCCGCAGCCCCCCC
This is a messenger RNA of Oxyura jamaicensis (ruddy duck), 4557 nucleotides long. It is a transcript of the gene ARAP1, whose product is annotated as ArfGAP with RhoGAP domain, ankyrin repeat and PH domain 1. Gene Ontology annotation, biological process: signal transduction. The record is from RefSeq and is a predicted model, not a curated record. NCBI's taxonomy places the organism in Eukaryota, Metazoa, Chordata, Aves, Anseriformes, Anatidae. Gene Ontology annotation, cellular component: plasma membrane; trans-Golgi network; cytoplasmic vesicle. Gene Ontology annotation, molecular function: protein binding; GTPase activator activity.